UCAGUCUUGAACUCGAUCGAGGAAUAGUCGCUGUCGGCUUGAGCGAACGAAAAUUUUUGGUGUAUAAAUCAGUUCACGUAGAAUAAAAACAGAAAUAAGUACGCGCAACCGUCGCAGUAUAAUAUAACGAUCGUUUCCUUGUAUGCUACUGGUGAGAGUGUCAAUUCCGAAAGAACUACAAAAAUGUCGGACAGAAAGGCUGUAAUUAAGAAUGCCGACAUGUCUGAGGAGAUGCAGCAGGACGCUGUCGAUUGUGCGACUCAGGCACUUGAAAAGUUUAAUAUCGAGAAGGAUAUCGCAGCCUUUAUUAAAAAAGAAUUCGAUAAAAAGUACAAUCCGACGUGGCAUUGCAUCGUAGGACGAAACUUUGGAAGCUAUGUGACGCACGAAACAAGACAUUUUAUCUAUUUCUACCUGGGUCAGGUAGCCAUUCUCCUCUUCAAGAGCGGAUAAACUGGAUUCAUAUUCUAUGUUUACCAUCCUUUCUUCCUCCCUUCACACAUGCUACAUGGAAUACCUUAAAUCACGUCGCCAUCUGUAAGAGAAAUUACAUUCUGUAUACAAUGGAAAUUUGUUUUUUAAGCGAAAAUAUGCUCCCAGUAAAAGAGUAAAAGUAUACAUACAUUGAUGCUAUUGACUUGCUGUUUUACUUAUCUCGGGAGAUAAGGCAAUGACUAAAAUUAUGUAGAAAACUGCAAAAGGGUAGGGAGCUAAUUAAUUGAAUAAGAAGAGGGGGGAAAAACCAAUUUGACAUACAAUCUUACAUGUGAAAUGUAUUGUGUAUGCCAAAAAGUUUGUUGUGUUCUUGUUUUAUAUUAGGUAUAUAAUGAUGCGAGGUUGAGUUCAAUACUGGCGAUUUUAAAUUAAUCAAUUUUUAGUGUUCAAACAGUAAGUGCACCUAAGUAUGUAACUUUCAUAAAAAUUCACAUAUGAUUUUUAUUAUCUUACUAUGCUUGCGGAAGUUAUAUUUAAUAGUCGUCAAUAAUGAAUGUAAACCAAACCGAUUGAUUGCCUGCAAUCAUUAUUUUAUGUAAUUUGUAAAUUGUCCUUUCAUUCUGUGAUGCUGUGCAACAGAUUCGUCGACUCUCUAAUUCGUUUGACUUCUGACAUUCUUACAAGUUCAAGGAUUGGAGUCUAAAGGAAGGUUAAUAUUAUCGAUGCAUCGUGAUAUCGUGUAUUCGAGCAUAAUAACUCUAUUUAAAAUUUAAACUAUGCUAAACACGAUGUCGCAUAGUAUCCAGUCAAGUCAUUAUCAUAAUUUUGCAGUUUUUUAUAUUGUGCACAGAAUUUUGCAAAUGUAUUAUCAUAAGGCGAUAUACACCCUUAGAAAAAACCUAUUCUUAUUUGUCCUUUUCGUUAUUUUUUUUUUUUUAUAAGUUUUUAUAUAUCCAGCCCAUUUAAAUUCUAUCUUUUAUGUAACAUCCAAUACCCAAUAUUACGGUACUUAUAUAUAUGAUAAAUAUAGAUUAUACAUAUAUAUUAUACUAUUUAUAUAUAGUGCAAUCUUCAAAUGAUUUUUCAUGCAGUAUUUGAUUAUCACGAUGUUGCUACAUUGUUCAAAUUUUAGACUGAUUAUUAAACAUCGUCACAAGUAUGACUAGCAUGGUUCUUUUAUAAGACUUCACAAGCCAUUUUUAUAACACGAUAUUGUAAGAGUUAACAAGAGUUGCCCAUAAUAUAUAAUGUACAACUAGAACAGCAGAACAGAGAUGAGAAAAACACAAAACACAAUUUCAAUCAUGCUCGAGCCGACUUUCCAGUAAAUAUUUUUCUGUCAACAUAACUUCGGUGUACUCUCUUUCACCUGUUAACGCACAUAAGCGCAUAGAAAUGUUGUUCUAGCGGCAUCUAUUAAAAAAAAAAAUAUAUAUAUAUAUAAAAAAAAAGGAAAAACUGACACUGUUUAGGGUUGAGGUUUGUUAAAUAGUAAAAUUAAGAUUCAGUAUAGUAUUAUGAAAUAAACUAUGCUCAGAAAUACACACCGCUGAUGAAUAUAUGAAUUCCCGCAAGAUUUAAAUCUAUCGCUGUGUUAUGUUAUAUCAAAAAAUUAGUUCGCUGGAACGAAUCUGACUUCAUAUCGAAAGUGCGUAACGAAAUAUGUUAUUAAACGGGGGAAAAACGCAGAGCUCAAUUUUCACGCGUGGAAUAAACCUUUCAUGCCCGAGCAUCUAUGAAAAACUUCCAAUUUUAUAACGAGAAAAUCGUACGUUAAGUUUUGAAGAGUAUAUUUAAAAUUCCAGCGAGGCAGUGCGAUCUAAUUGUCUGCUAAUGAUGAUCUUAUGUUUCAGAAACUUUCUUUUAAUAAAGGUAAUGAUUAUUCUUAAAGCUAAA
Molecule: messenger RNA, 2331 nt
Organism: Colletes gigas
Lineage: Eukaryota; Metazoa; Arthropoda; Insecta; Hymenoptera; Colletidae
Product: dynein light chain 2, cytoplasmic
Exons: 3
Coding region: 184-453 (89 amino acids)
Biological process (GO): cilium assembly; microtubule-based process
Cellular component (GO): cytoplasmic dynein complex
Molecular function (GO): dynein light intermediate chain binding; dynein intermediate chain binding
Source: RefSeq, a predicted model, not a curated record